ACUCUCCGCCAAGGUUCUCAAACCAUUAUUCGGUCGAUCGGUUCAACCUAGUUCGAUAAGAGGUAGUCAUAUAAACAGUUGGAAUAAAUUCUAGUUGGAGGAUUCUGGGAAAAAGUCAAAAUCGAGUUAAACCAGUCAAAACAGGAUGAUCUAACGAGUUAAAAUCGAGUUCAACCAGUCAAAAUCGAAUUUGAAAAUGAGAAUUGAUAAUUUGGUAAUAUAUAAAUGUAGAUUAGUGAAAUUUUUUUCAAAUAUAUUAAAUAUAUUCAGAAUUUAUUUAAUAUUAGAAAUUUUCUCACAUAUUCCAUUAAAAUCGGGUUAAACUGGUCGAACUCAAUCCUACCCUACUAUUAAACCUCAACAAUGGCUUGACAACUUUGGUCCACGCGGAUUAAAUCACAAAAUAUUACCACCGUCGGAUUGAAGCUUCUAGCAUCAACGCCUGGAAUUAGUUUAGUAGUAUCACUAAGCCCCGAAUCUUUUCCCAUUUCAAGCUAGUGCUGCUACUCGCUGGAGCCCAGGGUUUGUCUCAAAUCGGCGGCGUGACUACCUCCAGCUUCUAAACCCCGUCCGCCGUCGCUUGAUCUUCUCACUUUUGGUGCGAUCACAGCUUCCCAGAACCGCAGGAUCAGCAAUAAUGAAGUUCCAGAUAGAGGAGGUGACAGUCUACUUCCCGUAUGACAACAUCUACCCAGAGCAAUACACGUACAUGGUGGAGCUGAAGCGAGCCCUAGAUGCGAAGGGCCAUUGCCUCCUGGAAAUGCCUACAGGGACGGGGAAGACCAUUGCACUUCUUUCUCUAAUCACGAGCUACGCUCUGGCUAAGACUGAGAGCCCAAUCAAGCUAAUCUACUGCACGCGGACGGUGCACGAGAUGGAGAAAACCCUCGCCGAGUUGAAGUUCUUGCAUAAUUACCAGGUUAAGCAUCUAGGGGCGGCUGCAAAGAUGUUGGCGAUCGGCUUGUCGUCGAGGAAGAAUCUUUGUGUCAAUCCGAAGGUUUCGUCUGCUGAGAAUCGGGAUUCCGUCGAUGCUGCUUGUAGGAAGCUGACGGCGAGUUGGGUUCGAUCUAUGGCCGCUGAAAAUCCAAAUCAGCCGACCUGUGAGUUCUAUGAGAACUAUGAUAGAGCAGCGGGUGGUGCCGUGUUGCCUGCCGGAGUGUAUACGUUAGAGGAUCUAAGAGCUUUUGGGAAAGAGAAAGGCUGGUGCCCGUACUUCUUGGCAAGGCAUAUGGUUCAGUUUGCAAAUGUGGUGGUUUAUAGCUAUCAGUACCUGCUUGACCCAAAGGUGGCAGGGAUUAUAUCCAAAGAAAUGCAAAAGGAGUCUGUGGUUGUAUUUGAUGAGGCACAUAACAUAGACAAUGUCUGCAUUGAAGCACUUAGCGUGAGCGUCAGAAGGCAGACCCUCGAAGGAGCUAUAAGAAAUAUUUCUAGGAUAGAGAACGAGAUUGACAGGUUCAAGGACAUUGAUGCUGGUAGGUUGCGGGCUGAAUACAACCGCCUUGUUGAGGGUUUGGCACUAAGAGGUGACCUAUCUGCCUCUGAUGCUUGGCUUGCCAACCCUGCAUUGCCUGAUGAUAUUUUAAGGCAAGCAGUUCCUGGGAAUAUUCGUCGAGCAGAGCAUUUUCUGCAUGUCUUGCGUAGAUUGGUCCAGUAUCUGAAAGUAAAGUUGGAUACAGAUAAAGUUGAAAAAGAAAGUCCCGUUAGCUUUGUGGCCUCUAUCAAUUCCGAUGCUGGAAUUGAUCAAAAAGCGCUAAAGUUUUGCUAUGAUCGCUUACAUUCCCUUCUAAUGACAUUGGAAAUAACCGAUACAGAUGAAUUCCUCCACAUCCAAACAAUAUGCGACUUUGCAACCCUUGUUGGGACCUAUGCUCGUGGAUUUUCCAUAAUAAUUGAGCCUUUUGAUGAGAGAAUGCCACUGAUCCCUGAUCCUGUAUUGCAGCUGUGCUGUCAUGAUGCUUCACUAGCUAUCAAGCCUGUUUUUGACCGGUUCCAGUCAGUUGUGAUAACUUCUGGAACUCUUAGCCCAAUUGAUCUAUACCCCCGACUCCUCAACUUCCAUCCAGUCGUCAGCCGUAGCUUUAAAAUGUCCUUAACUAGAGAUUGCAUCUGCCCGAUGGUUCUCACUCGUGGAAGUGAUCAACUUCCAGUUAGUACCAAGUUUGACAUGAGAAGUGAUCCGGGUGUUGUAAGGAAUUAUGGCAAGCUCUUGGUGGAGAUGGUCUCUAUUGUUCCAGAUGGAAUUGUUUGUUUCUUCGUCAGUUACUCGUACAUGGACGGAAUUAUCAACAGUUGGAACGAGAGUGGAAUUCUGAAGGACAUAAUGCAGCAUAAGCUUGUAUUUAUUGAGACUCAGGAUGUUGUGGAAACCACAUUGGCUCUUGACAACUACCGAAGGGCUUGUGAUUGUGGUAGAGGGGCUGUCUUUUUCUCAGUUGCCAGGGGAAAAGUAGCCGAGGGAAUUGAUUUUGAUCGACAUUAUGGCAGACUAGUAAUAAUGUUUGGUGUUCCUUUCCAGUACACAGAAAGCAAAAUAUUACGUGCACGGUUGGAGUAUCUGAGGGAUACAUUUCAAAUCAAGGAAGGCGAUUUCCUGACAUUUGAUGCCUUGAGACAAGCUGCACAAUGUGUCGGCCGUGUGAUCCGUUCAAAGGCUGAUUACGGAAUGAUGAUCUUUGCUGACAAAAGAUAUAGUCGUCACGACAAGCGGUCUAAGCUGCCUGGGUGGAUACUAUCACAUUUGCGCGACGCAAACCUUAACUUGAGCACAGACAUGGCCUUACAUAUAGCUCGCGAGUUCCUUCGAAAGAUGGCUCAGCCAUACGAAAAGACCGGCUCCACAACUGGUCGGAAAACACUCCUGUCGCAGGAAGAUGUCGAAAAGCUGGGCGGCAAUGGCGCCCAGGAGAUGCUGUAUUAGCCCCAGAACUCUGUACAUCUUUCCCCAUCUUGUAGCUCUCGAAUGUAAAUAUAAUUCCACGCGAGAAGCUUCCUUUGCAGCUCCACAAUUUUGACUGUGAAUCCAUGUCUUUUUUCUUCUUCCGUUGCUGUAUGCUAUAACUGUCUUUGCAUAUUCAACAGCGAUUUAGAGUCCAUAUUGUAUUCAGUGUCCUUCUUCAGUUGCUGUACACCACCACGCUUGCCGCCAGGCGCCAUCAUCUUCCCUCCCCUUGGCUUCUCUUCUAUAGCCACGGCUGCGCUCCCGCGCCUCUGCUCUCGUUCAGCUUCUCCCGCAGUCGCCGCUCGACCAUCACGUGGUUCGUGCUCAGCUGGUCACUCAGCCGGCGGCUUCGCGUGAAUAGGACGCUGAACAAGCUGUGGAGGAGGAAUUUGGAUAUGGUCACCAGUUGGAUUUUGGAGGAUGGCCCUCCAUUUCCCAUCCAAUGCUCCAUAAAAAUGGGCCAUUAAAUUAAAAGUCGAGAUUCAUAAGGAAAAAGUAGUAGUGGAGAGUGAGGUCAACAACCGAAAAACAGCUAACGAAAAACUGUUUUUUGGGGUUCGUGGACUGAAAAAGAGCUGAUUCGAGAGAGUAGAGAAUGCAAGUUCCGGGAAAUGUUGAAUAUGACUUCUGUUUUGUACAAAAUAUAUUUUGGGAUCAGUAUGAAUAUGUUUUGUGUUUAGUAAGAAUAUGAUUUUUAAUACGUGGUAUAUUAUUUUGACAAAAGUAUUGAAAAUUACGAAUAUACAAAUCACAUUUAUGGAAUACGUUUUUUUUAUGUAAUGCAAUAUUUUUUUUGUUAAAUACGAAUAUAUUUUUCUAAUGUGUAUUUUUGUUCAAUACAAAUAUAACUUUUUGUUCAAUACAAAUAUGUCUUUUGUUCAAUACAAAUAUGAUUUUUGUUCAAACAGAAUAUAUGUAUACAACUUGUAGAUAAUAUAUAUAAAUUUCAUUUUGUUAAACAUAAAUGGCCCACUUGUCAAUUACUUUUUCAGGUCGUGGGUCCCAUAAUUCACUGUUUAUUUUCCUAAUAGAUCUGAGCCUUUAAUUUAAAAAGCAACAUUUGUGGGCCGUUGGAUGGAAAUGGAGGACCAUCUUCCAAAAUCCAACUGGUGGACCAUAUCCUGGGUGGUGGAGGAGGAGGUGGUGGGCCAUCGACCGAAACACUAGAGCCAGCGGGGUUGGAGGAUAGGUUUAGAAGUGUGUGUCUGCCUAAGAAAGCUAUUUCAUUGACUCCGACAAUUGGAGUUUGACGGAUCAAUCAGCUUUCAUCAUUAGUGAUCUCCAAGAAUAAACAAGCAAAGGCUAAGUCAACAACUCUCCAAGAAUCUAGCCUUCAAAUAUGCUCCCUCCCAUGUAGGGAUGACAACAAAACCCGAACCCACGGUUACCCUACCCGACUCAACCCGGUCAACGCGAGUAAAACCCCCGUUGAUGGGUUUUGGGUCGGGUUCAGGUUUAAACCCGUACACUAUUCACCAGGUUGGGUUUGGGUUUAAGGAUACACGCUCACAUUUAUUUCAUCGCCCUACUCUCCCCAAACCCUACCCUAAUUCUAAUUUUCCCCAAUCUAACUCUCACUACAAUUAUUCCGUGUGAUUUUGUUUAGUGUAAUUGUGAUUUGUUUGAAUUUUCUAGACUGGUGUUUUAUGUAUGGAUAAUUUGUAUGGGAAAAUUGAUGUUUGAAUGUUAUUUUGAUAGGAACUUGUUAUUGUAAUUUUUUUUACCACGAAAAUCCAUGGGUACCCAUGAAUCUGCGGAUAGCCAGCGGGUUGGGUUGAGUUUUCCAAACCUAAUGGGUUUUACCCCAGGUUUUUUUAACGGAUAAACCCAUGGGUUUGGA
Linum trigynum is the source of this 4778-nucleotide messenger RNA. Lineage: Eukaryota; Viridiplantae; Streptophyta; Magnoliopsida; Malpighiales; Linaceae. The record is from the annotation of a GenBank genome assembly.